Messenger RNA from Setaria italica (foxtail millet), 795 nucleotides. RefSeq names its product thaumatin-like protein. The coding region runs from base 67 to 588 and encodes 173 amino acids. The transcript has a single exon. NCBI's taxonomy places the organism in Eukaryota, Viridiplantae, Streptophyta, Magnoliopsida, Poales, Poaceae. Gene Ontology annotation, biological process: defense response. Gene Ontology annotation, cellular component: extracellular region. The record is from RefSeq and is a predicted model, not a curated record.
ACUUCUCCAUGCUUCCUGCAAACACAGCUCACUUGUAGCAGACCAACCAGUAGUUGUCCAGUACCAAUGGCGGCCUCCUCUGUCGUCGUCUUCCUCCUCCUCGCGGCCUUCGUCGCCGGCGCCAGCGCGGCCACCUUCACCAUCAAGAACAACUGCCCCUACACGGUGUGGCCGGCGGCGACCCCCGUCGGCGGCGGCAGGCAGCUCAACUCAGGCCAGACGUGGACCCUCGACGUGCCCGCUGGCACCAGUUCCGGCAGGAUCUGGGGCCGCACCGGCUGCUCCUUCAGCAACGGCCGCGGCCGGUGCGCUUCGGGCGACUGCGGCGGCGCGCUCUCCUGCACGCUCUCCGGGCAGCCGCCGCUGACUCUGGCCGAGUUCACCAUCGGGAGCGGCGACAAGCAGGACUUCUACGACAUCUCGGUGAUCGACGGGUACAACCUGCCCAUGGACUUCUCCUGCAGCAAUGGCAGGAACCUGCAGUGCCGUGCCCCUCGCUGCCCCGACGCGUACCUGUUCCCCAGCGACAAUUCCAAGAACCACCCGUGCCGUGGCAACAGCAACUACAGGGUCACCUUCUGCCCAUGAACGGUGGUCGAACGAUGGUGCAGUAAUGCAUCAUCAUGGCCACGUACGGGAAAGAAAUAAUAAGUUAAUGAAUGAAUAAGACGACCUUUGGGUCGUGCAUGCGUGCAUGCAUCUGAUCUAUACUAUGUACUUUCAUGGAACUUCAGUUAAUAAUUUGCACGUCUUCUGCUAUCGCUACCCGAAACGGUAGAUACGCGGAGUGUUAAA